Molecule: messenger RNA, 3825 nt
Organism: Diabrotica balteata
Lineage: Eukaryota; Metazoa; Arthropoda; Insecta; Coleoptera; Chrysomelidae
Source: the annotation of a GenBank genome assembly
AUGCUAGAAGGUUGUUAUUGUGAAAGGUUACCAACUGCUGGAACAGGAUCUAAAUCAAAAGAUAGUUCCGAGAGACAGUUUUGUUUUGCUGUUACAUAUCGAAGAGAAAAUAUCCGACAGUAUGAGUUGCGCGCGCUCAAUGAAAUGGAGUGCAAAAACUGGAUCGAAGCAAUCAGAGAAGCAAGUUUUAACAAGCUGCUACUUCAAAAAGAAGAACUGGAACAGAAGCAUCUGCACUUACUACAGAUUGUUGAAUCGGAAAAAACGGCAAAGUGGCAGUAUACUUUGCAAUGCGAAGAGCUGGCAACCGAAAUUAAGAAACUAAGGGCUGAAGGAGCUGUACACACAAAUGAAUUAUUUGCUCUGAAGAAAGAAUGGAGAUCGAUGCCACACUAUCAAUUAAACGGCAAUAUAGCGACAUAUCAAGGUAACUCUAGCUCAGACGUAGGUAGUCAAUUCUCUAACUUAGAUGAAGAUUCCAUUGCACUGCGGAAGAUAAAGAAAGUCCAGAGUUUCUUCCGUGGUUGGCUGUGUCGAAGAAGGUGGAAGCAAAUAGUAGAACAGUACAUCAAAAGUCCCCACGCUGAGAGCAUGCGCAAGCGUAACAGCCUUGUGUUUCGUAUGGUUGAAGAUGAAGAAGAGUACAUGGAGCAGAUGGAAGUGCUAGUGACGUGUUUUCUGAGGCCUUUCAAAAUGGCAGCUUCCUCAAAGAAACCGCCAUGUUCCCAUGAAGACGUAAACUCGAUUUUCUUAAACAGCGAGACAGUACUAUUUCUUCAUCAGAUCUUUCUAAAAGGAUUGACGUCCAGGUUAGAGAGUUGGCCGACACUUGUCUUGGGUGACUUAUUUUCCAUGUUACUUCCUUUAUUAAGCAUUUAUCAAGAAUACGUAAGGAACCAUCAUUAUUCCCUCCAAGUACUGACAGAAUGUAAGCAAUCAAUUCAGUUUUCUGCUCUAUUAAAACGGUUGGAAAGUAAACCAGCCUGUAGAGGACGAUCUUUAGAAGCAUUUUUGACAUAUCCCAUGCAUCAGGUACCCCGGUAUAUAAUUACUUUACAUGAAUUAUUAGCACAUACCCCACACGACCAUGUUGAAAGAAAAAGUUUGCAAAACGCCAGACAACAACUAGAAGAUUUAUCAAGACAGAUGCAUGAUGAGGUAUCAGAAACUGAAAACCUUCGCAAAAACUUAGCAAUUGAAAGAAUGAUAGUGGAAGGCUGUGACAUCUUACUGGAUGUUAACCAGGUGUUUGUACGGCAAGGAUCUCUUAUUCAGCUUCCAAGUGAAAAGACAAAAACCCAAAAAGUAAACUUCCUUUUAAAAUUGACAAAGAAAUCAACAUUAAGUGGAAAACUUCAUUUAGUUUCUGGCGUUGGAAAAAUUACGCUAGCUGAUGCUCGUUUAAUAGAAGAUCCCUCAGAAAAUCCUGAAGAGGAUGUAUCUAGUCAAUCGACUACAAGUGAAGCUUCAACCAGCACAAAUGCAUAUCACAACAGGGAUUUUAAGAUCAUCAUAGAAACAAAGAGUAUGACACAAUCCAGUCAGGUGUGCGUCCAUUUGUUAGCAUCAACAAUGCAAGAAAAGACUGCCUGGAUAUCUGAUAUCACCCAGUGUCUGGACAACGUACAGUUUAGCGAUAUUAUGGGACCAACAAUGCCAGACAGCAGUUCCAUAAGCCUUCCACAAUCCCUCAAAGAUGAUCCGAAAUUGUUUAAAAAUGAAGUUGAUAUUAGGUUCAGUCGUACAUUGAAUUCUUGUAAGGUACCACAAAUUCGGUAUGCCACACCUGAACGAUUGCUACAAAGACUAACAGACUUGAGAUUCCUCUCUAUCGACUUCCUUAACACUUUCCUGCUAACUUACAGAGUAUUCACUGACGGCGUAACAGUCCUGGAAGCCCUUAAAAAAGUUUUCUAUAGCAUUGAAGACUGCCUUGAAGUUUCUCUAGAUGGACUACAAACUAAAGAUGAGAACACUUUGCAGACUUUUGACGAAGGAAGAAGACGGAGUAGUUUUUCACCAAGAAGAACCAGUGGUGCUAGUUCUGUGUCUGGAUAUGGUUCUGAAAUGAGCGAUAGGGACAGGUCUCACAGCUAUGACUCCCAAGGGCAUAAAGUUUGGAAAGCAACGUUGCAAAUGUACAGAGAAGAGGGACAAGAAGCGGAGAGUCCCAAAGUGCUCAAAUCCAGUCCUACCAAAACCGGAGACAGUUUGCCAUAUCCUGGAAACAAAUAUGUUUCUAUAAAAGUGGAAUCAGCAAAAGUUGAAGAAAAAAAUAAAUUUUUAACGAUCUCCAAAGUAGCGGCCUCCAGCAGCAGUGAUACCUUAACUGAUGUAACCGUCCUUAACGCGCCAAAUUCCCCUAGUAAUCUCAGCUCAGUAACUUUAGUCGGUUUAUCACCCUCAGAUAGUAACCGUCAAGAUAUUACUCUCUCCCCAGCCAUAUCUCCACAUAAAGACUCAUCUGAAAAGACUGCACAAAAAGCAUAUCCAAGUAAAGCAACCACUUCUACAAAAACCGUACCCACCACAAGUGUGAAAGUUUCAAUGGUUAAGUCCCCUACUAAGUCUGCCAUUCAAACACUUCUGUCUCCUACCAAAGAUCAAAAAAGAACUGAGCACCCAAAAAAACCUUCAGUAAAAAUGAAGCAGGAAUCGAAUGACAAGGCUAAGUCGUUUUUUCAAAGCUACUAUGGAAUGAAUCAACCAGGAACGGAAAAAGACGUGCCAACAGCCAGAUCAAGCUUCCAGCAGGAUUCUCCUUCAAGGCCAAGCCGCGCUGGUGUUGUAAUCACAUCUUUUCGAAAAUCGAAACGAAGAAGCAGUACAUCAACAGCAGCAGCAGCUUUUGCCAUUGCCACUUCCGGAUCCAGUAACCCUCGCGAUGUUUCUCCGUGCAGAGAGCAAGAGGAGUACCAGGCAGAAAGAGUCCGGCACAAGGAAUCGGUCACCUCUACAGCAUGUACUAUGCGCGUACUGAAUGUACUAAGACACUGGAUCUCCAAGCAUGCUCAAGAUUUCGAAAACGAUCAAUGUUUGAAAAAUUUAACGGUUGAGUUUUUGGAAGAUAUUAUUUAUAGUCCAAAUUUGUUGCCGGCUGAGCAUAAAGCUGCUGUUCAAUUGUUAAGUAUAGAUGGUAUUAAUUUUAGAGAACUCCUGGGGCAAGCUUGGAUGAAGCUCGACAAGGAAAAGCGAGCCCCCCACAUCCUUAUGAUGACUAAACGCUUCAACGACGUCUCUAGACUGGUGGCUUCAGAGAUCUUAAGACGCAAGUCGAUUGCUGCAAGAGUAUCUACCAUUGAGAAAUGGGCAGCAGUGGCGGACAUCGCUAGAUGUCUUCACAACUUCAAUGGAGUUCUACAGAUAUGCUCAGCGUUUACCAAUACGUCGAUAUUUAGGCUGAAGAAGACCUGGGAGAAAGUCUCGAAAACGGCCAAGCAUACAAUUGAAAAGCUGCAGACUGUUGUGUCAUCAGACGGGCGUUUUAGAUCUCUAAGAGACGCUUUACAUAGAUGUGAUCCACCCUGUAUACCAUACCUAGGCAUGUAUUUAACGGACUUAUCUUUUAUCGAAGAGGGAACCCCAAAUUUUACUUCCGAUGGACUUCUAAACUUUUCGAAAAUGCGCAUGAUUGCCCAUGUUAUUCGAGAAAUUCGGCACUUUCAACAGACCCCGUACAAUAUAGAACUCAUACAAAAGGUAGCCAAUUAUUUGUUAGAUACUUCGCUUAUUAUGGACGACGAAGAACUAUAUAACACUUCUCUGGAACUCGAACCAAGGACACCUCGAUUGGUCUCUCAAUUAUCAACAACUAUUAUCAAGUAA